Molecule: messenger RNA, 1840 nt
Organism: Chenopodium quinoa (quinoa)
Lineage: Eukaryota; Viridiplantae; Streptophyta; Magnoliopsida; Caryophyllales; Amaranthaceae
Product: protein SULFUR DEFICIENCY-INDUCED 1-like
Exons: 4
Coding region: 609-1487 (292 amino acids)
Molecular function (GO): protein binding
Source: RefSeq, a predicted model, not a curated record
AUUUGUAUCUAAAAAUGGAGUAUAUACAAUAUUUAAUUUGGCAAAACCACGUAUAAAAUCGUCUUAGGUCUUCUAUUAAAGACGCUCUAUAAAAUAAUUUUAAAUCAACUAUACUUAAUACGAAUAAUUUAAAGCACGGAUACAUACUAGUUCGAGAAUUUAAAAAAAGACCGUAUAAACAAAUGACAAGUGCGGAUGCACGACGACGCAGCAAACUCCUUUUAGAAGGAGGGGAGUUGACUCACCUCUGUUGAUUAUAAUAAUUAAAACUUAGAAAAAAUACCAAACUAUAUCAUUUAUAAACUCCUACUAGCCUACUACAAUCACAAUCCAACAAAUAAAAUGAUGAAUAUAGUUACAAUUUCCGUCCAAAUUCAUUUCAGCCUUUCGCAUUUAUAAAGUGUCCACUUUUUUUUCUUUCUCACCAUUUUCUCUCUCCUCUAUAUCACCCCAUAUCUCAUUUUUCCCACCAUCCUUUUUCUCUUAUUUUCCCCAAACAUUCCAUUACACAAUUUAGCACUAAGAAAACAGUCAAAUUAUAUAUUACAAAAAAAAAAAAAAAAAAAUUAAAUUUUAUUUUAGGAGUAUUAUUUUUAUUAUUAUUAAAAAUGGAGAAAAAGAGUAGCAGUUCAGGAGAGAAAGACUCGCUUCAUGCUCUUUACAAAGUUCCUUCUGGUGAUGGCCCUUAUGUUCGUGCCAAACAUGCCCAGCUGGUGCAAAAGGACCCAGAAGCAGCAAUAGUACUAUUUUGGAAGGCUAUAAAUGCAGGGGAUAGAGUGGAUAGUGCACUCAAAGAUAUGGCUGUUGUAAUGAAACAGCUUGAUAGAACUGAAGAGGCCAUUGAAGCUAUUAAGUCUUUUAGAGGCCUUUGCUCUAGGAAUGCUCAGGAAUCCCUCGACAACGUUCUCAUCGAUUUGUAUAAGAAAUGUGGGAAAGUAGAUGAACAAAUUGAGCUCCUAAGACAGAAACUACGGAUGAUAUACCAAGGCGAAGCAUUCAACGGAAAACCAACAAAGACAGCAAGAUCUCAUGGCAAGAAGUUUCAAGUUUCCAUCAAAAAAGAAACCUCUAGAAUACUGGGGAACUUGGGCUGGGCCUACAUGCAAAAGACAAACUAUAUGGCAGCAGAAGUGGUCUAUAGAAAGGCCCAAAUGAUUGACCCGGAUGCAAAUAAGGCCUGCAACUUGGGCUUUUGUCUUAUAAAGCAAGCCCGAUAUGAUGAAGCCCGUUCGGUGCUCGAGGAAGUAUUGCAGGUCAAAGUUCCGGGCUCGGAGGAUAUCCGAUCAAGGAACCGGGCCGAGGAACUGUUGUUGGAUUUGGAGUCACGACAACCGCCUUCUUUGUUGUCUAGCAUUGUGAGCCUUCAUUUGGAGGAUGAGUUUGUCCAAGGGCUUGAGGAAUUUGAAUCUAAAUGGAGCUCAAUGAAACCUAGAAGACUUCCUAUAUUUGAGGAAAUUUCCAACUUCAAAGAUCAAUUAGCUUGCUAGAUAUAUACAUUUGUUUUUUUCCUUUUUUGAAUUUUGUGUUUAGAGAUGUUUAUAUAGAAAAUGCAAAGUGUGGUGUUAAUAGGGUUGAAUAGAAAUAUAUGUUUGAAAUGCGUAAGGUUGUUUGUACUAUGUCAAUAGCAAUUAGCAAUGAUGUUUGAGGAGCUCGAAGUGAGCUAAAAGAAUAAAAGACACUUUCGCUUCUGGACAUAGUUAUAUCGACAAAACUAGACCAACUCGAAAAUGGUUGGAAUUAUUAUUUUGUAAGUCAAAAAUAAACUUGACAAAUCAAAUAGGUGAAUAAGAGUGAGGUUUGGGUUGAGUACUUGAAUUCAACAAUUAAAGUUACAAACAAA